AUGUUUGCCAAGCCUGCCAAGGUGAGCGGCAACGUGCUGCUCAAGAACAAGGACGCCAAGAAGCUCCGCCGCGACGUGGCUGUCUGCUUUAAGGGAACAUGUGACGGUCCGGAUGAUGUCAAUCUCAAGCAGCUGCUGGCCUCCAAGGCUUCCGUGAAGAAAAUGAGCUUCCAGGCUCCUUCUCGAGUCGUCGUAUACGCCUCAGAGGAGACCAAAGAGCCGCUGAUCUUCGACACGUCCGGUAAAGGCGAUUUGUGCUUCAGUGUGUACGCACUCUGGCGUUUCCCAGCGCUGCUACCGCCUCUAGUGGUGCACGCGCCCGUUAGUGAGUUCGUAUUGCGAGGCGCCGAUGUGAUGCUACCUGGUGUCGUAUUUACGUCUGAGGAGCAGCUACAAUCGCUCCGUAAGGGCGAACUCCGAGCUGUGUAUGCUCGAGGAAAUCCGUGUGCAAUCGGAGUGGGCGAGAUGCUCGUAGAUGCGGCCGAAGUGGAACGUAGCGGCAAAAAGGGACGAGCAUUGAAACUCUGGCAUGUUGUGGGGGACUCGUUGUGGCAGAUGGGGCCUCAGACGCUGCCUAACGAAGGAUUUCUGGGUGAAAUGGUAGUGCCUAUUGAAGGAGAUGACGAAGAUGCUGGUGUGACGCUGGAAGGAGUGACACUGGAAGAGGAAAAGGAGGAGAAAGAGGAAGAACAAGUGACCAAGCAACAGAUGGACAGUUAUUACGUAGCAGCGCUGCUACAAGCUCUUAGGACGGGGAAGAUUCGAGACAAGGAGCUGCCGAUACUGGCCAGCUCGUUCCAUGCCCAAGUGCUGCUGCCUUGUCGUCGUGCUGGCGUGUCGCUGAAUAUCAAGCAUAGCUCCUUUAAGAAGCUGUCAGUGUUCCUGAAGGUCAUGGCGGCGCAUGGAUUGCUGGCGGUUACUGAUAACGACGGCGUGCAAUCGAUCACUGAAAUCGCCAGACGCCAUCCGGACGUGCUGUCACACGAGCCGUACCAGACUGACGAAGAAGCUCAACAAGACGAACAAGCCGCUGCCAAUAAAGCUGCUGGACUACCUGCUUUUGUUCCCGGUCAAUACGCGCCAGAAGUGGAGGAGUGCAUCGGUCUGUCUCCAGCUCUCAAGACUCUUCUCCCGUUAGUGUUACCGAAUGCUUCUGCUGGCCAACCACUACAGAAAUACUGGUCAGCUGCUGAGAUCCGUGACUUGGUGACUCAAUACGUUGAAAGUCAAGGGCUGGUAGAUGCUACCGACAAGAAAUUUGUGCGACUGAACGGCUCACUCACAGACGCGCUUUACGGCAAGAAAGAACCUGCCGGUGGCUAUCCGGAGCGUCUCACUCGACCAGAAAUACUAAACCUGUUGCUGUCCAAGUGUACUCAUUACCACCGAAUUAAGCUCUUCCCGACGCAUGCUGCCAAGUUCCAUGGUGGCAACCUGAAGCCGAUUACGAUCCACGCUGCGAAGCUGAAGCGCAGAAACAACACGACAGUCACGUACAUUGCGUUCUACCAGCAAUUCGGCAUCGAUGGCGAAGCGUUUGCCAAGGAAGCACAGAAGAAGUGGGGAUGUAGUGCUGCGGUGUUGCCGUCGGAGGAUAAAAGUAAGGGCGAGGAGAUCCAGAUCCAUGGACACAUGGUCAACGAAGUGUUGGAGUACUUGGCCACGAAGUACCGAAUUAACGCCAAGUACUGCACUGUGACAUACGGCAAGGACGUCAAGGCUAAGAAGAAAAAGUAA
Molecule: messenger RNA, 1737 nt
Organism: Phytophthora infestans T30-4
Lineage: Eukaryota; Oomycota; Peronosporomycetes; Peronosporales; Peronosporaceae
Product: ligatin, putative
Exons: 2
Coding region: 1-1737 (578 amino acids)
Biological process (GO): translational initiation; formation of translation preinitiation complex
Molecular function (GO): translation initiation factor activity; RNA binding
Source: RefSeq, a predicted model, not a curated record